Messenger RNA from Argiope bruennichi, 2114 nucleotides. Its product is annotated as putative sodium-coupled neutral amino acid transporter 11. The transcript has 13 exons. Gene Ontology annotation, molecular function: amino acid transmembrane transporter activity. The coding region runs from base 126 to 1514 and encodes 462 amino acids. Gene Ontology annotation, biological process: amino acid transmembrane transport. Lineage: Eukaryota; Metazoa; Arthropoda; Arachnida; Araneae; Araneidae. The record is from RefSeq and is a predicted model, not a curated record.
CAUUCUUCCUCGCGCGAUAAAGAACUGUCAGUUGCCGUUGUUUUCCUAAUACCGUUCUGAAUUCUGCUUUGAUCUUUUGUAUAUUAAUCUUUUCCUAUAAGAAAUUUCAAUAUUAAUAAUAAAUUAUGGCCGACGAAAAUACAUAUAUUCUGUACGAUGCUCAAGCUGGUAAAACUCAACAGGAAUCUAAUAUUACUGUUGGAUCUGCGGAUGAUAUAAAGCAAUUAAUACUUGAUGAUUCAUCUAAAGAGAGAAGAAGCAAUUUAACUCAGACAAGUUUCAAUUAUAUAAAUAGUGUCAUUGGUUCUGGCAUUGUUGGUAUCCCAUAUGCACUUCAUCAAGCAGGCGUAGGAAUGGGUAUAAUUUUGUUGCUAUUGAUUGCUGUUGCUACUGACUAUUCAUUAUGCAUCAUGAUAAAAGCAGGAACUCUUGCAGGUGUUACAACUUAUCAAGCUUUAAUUCAAUCUCAAUUUGGAAGACCUGGCUAUUAUUUCCUAACUCUUGCUCAGUUCAUCUAUCCUCUGAUAGCUAUGAUAAGCUAUAAUAUUAUUAUUGGAGAUACAAUUACCAAAGUUUUGAUGAGAAUGUUUAAUGUGUCUCGAAGCUCUGUUCUUGGAAAUAGACAUUUCAUUGUAUUCUUUUGUACAGUAUUUGUAACUUUACCGUUAUCUUUAUACCGAACAAUUGUCCGUCUUUCUGUUGUGUCAUUUAUAUCCCUGGUUUUCGCUGCGUCUAUAGUACUGUUUGUAGUUAUUCGAGCUUUCUCUAUGGCUGGAAUAGUUGCUCCUUCACCUAAUGACUUUGUCUUUGCCAACACAGGGUUUACUGAAGCUGUAGGUGUCAUUGCAUUUGCGUAUAUGUGUCAUCAUAAUUCAUUUCUUUUGUUUGAUGUGCUUGACAAUCCUACUCAAUCUCGUUGGAACCUUGUCACUCAUAUAAGCAUCGGUAUAUCUUGCCUUAUUAUCGUUGUUUUUGGAAUAAGUGGCUAUGUUACCUUUUCUGGAUCUGUUCAAGGGGAUUUGUUGGAGAACUUUUGUAUGAAUGAUGACUGGGCCAAUGCUGCUCGCUUGGGUUUUACGAUUACCAUAAUGCUAACAUUCCCCAUUGAAUGCUUUGUUACAAGAGAAGUGUUUGAAAAUGCUGUGUUUAAAGAAAAGCAGUCAUCUCUACUCAGGCAUUCUGUUCUUACUGUAUCAAUUGUAGCAGCUACAUUUGCUUUAUCAACACUUACAGACUGUCUAAGCAUCGUUCUGGAACUAAAUGGGGUUUUAGCUGCAGUUCCUCUUGCUUAUAUUCUGCCCGCAGCUGCGUAUAUUCGUGUUAGCGAUGGACCUUUUUUGACCCUAGAAAAAGCUCCUGCUAUUUUACUAGCCUCUGCUGGUUUACUUAUUGCUCUGAUCGGUACUGCAAAAUCUAUUUUAGAUAUAGUACAUGGUGUGAGAUGUAGUCAUGGUGCUGAAAUGAGCUAUUGCAUUCAAAAUAUUACAUCUUUGUAUAAUAUUACCAGCUAUUAAAUUCUUUCUUUUCCUUUGGGAAUUUCGUUUAUUUUAUGUAAAAGGAAAAGUAUCCUAAUAUUCUAGCUACAUUACUGUGAAGAGGAUUUAAAUCUCCUAAUAAUUGUAGAUACAAUUUUCAUUUUCUUUUAUGGAAAAUAGAAUUAUUAAUUUUACAGAUUCAGUUAGAAAAGAUGAAUAACAUUUAAUUUUUGUUAAUUUUUUAAAUUUUAUUAUUAUUUUAUUAUUUUUGAUAAAUUCCUCAGUUUAUUCUGUUUUUUUUUUUAUGUGCUAUGUGAAAUGCAUUGCAUUAUUUGUCUGUCGGAGUAUUUUUAUCAAAUGUAAACUGUUUCAUUUCUUUUGCUAGUCAAUUCUAUAUUAUCAAAUGUCACUGUAUAUCAAUAAAUAUAUUUAGGAGUAAAAAUAUUAACUGUCAAUGUUAAGAUGCAAAUUGUUUUUUAAUUGUAAGUCUGUGAUAGUUAAUUUAUGAAAAGUUUUAUAUAUCCAACUUUAUAUAUUGAAGAAGGCAAAUUCAAAUAUUUUCUUUCUUCACACAUAUCCACCAAUUGUUUUAAAAAUCAUUAAUGUUUUAAAACAAGCAUUCUAUUGAUAAAUUAUUUA